Messenger RNA from Carica papaya (papaya), 1070 nucleotides. The record is from RefSeq and is a predicted model, not a curated record. NCBI's taxonomy places the organism in Eukaryota, Viridiplantae, Streptophyta, Magnoliopsida, Brassicales, Caricaceae.
AUUCUCAAAGGACAUUUUGUUGUUGAUCAUAUGGAUGUUAAGAUGAGAAUUUUCUUUUAAGGAAACAAUAAACAUGUAGAUAAUAUUUUCAAGAAGCACCAAGGGGAUAGUGCUGUUAUUUAUAAUGCUUUCGAAAUAUUUAUAGUGCUUUUAUUUAACUAUAAUUUUUUAGGUGACUGAUCUAACUAUAACUCAGGACUUGUGAUAAGAAACUUAAAAGUCUUAAAGGUAUUUGACAUCCUAUGAGCAUCAAAGUUAUAAUAACAUAAAGAAAUGAUAAAGUUAUUCGCCUAAUACUACUCUGUUCCCUGUUUAGUGGGCAUGCCAACAGACUUAAUUUGGUUAUGUUUACAGUGGUUCAAUUUUGAGAAUUCACUAAUAUAUGUUUAGGUCAUUUGCUAUUUCAUCCAUCACCACCUCAAUUUCACCCUCGUACGUGCAAAUCUCAACAUUUCGGUGCCUGUCUACUACACUGUAUUCCUCUUCUUAUCCUACGCCAGACCCUCUUCCAAUGGGUGGAGAGGACCAGACGCCAUCAUCUUCUCUUUUGCUUGAGAAACAAUUUGAAAGUUUUUGUGCUCAGUUAGAUGAAUCUGGAAGCUUGCGGGAGAGAAUUCGUGGUGUGGCAAUGGAGAUUGAGUCCACAACAAGGCUUAUGCAUGCUGGUCUUCUUCUUGUUCACCAAUCUCGUCCAAUUCCUGAGGUUUUGGAAAAAGCCAAGGCUCAAAUUGGUUUACUAAAGCAGCUAUACAACCGGCUUGCUGAAGUCCUUUCUGAAUACCCUGGACAAUAUUACAGGUAUCAUGGUGAUUGGAGGAGUGAAACACAGACAGUGGUCUCGCUGCUAUCUUUUAUGCAUUGGUUGGAAACAGGAAGUCUGCUCAUGCAUACUCAAGCUGAGGAAAAACUUGGACUGAACAACUCAGAUUUCGGAUUGGACAUUGAGGACUAUCUUGUUGGUAUCUGUUUCAUGUCCAAUGAAAUGGUAAGAACUAUACUCUGAACAAGAGUUUAGUCUAAUAAUUUUAGUAAAGUGUGGUAAAAAUGAGAAAUUUUAAUGAUUGUGAAAG